UAAUCAUCAAGUGCUUUUUCUUUUCCAGACGUACAACUGCUGCUGCCUGCUCUGAUUUUCUCUCACUUUUCAAGGAUACCGUAAACUGCAGAUAUGUCUGAAGGACCGAAAAAGACAAAGUAUUCAGCAACACGCAGACUGCUUUUGAAGUCUAAACUGCUGAAGAAAGCAGCUUCUAUGCUGGUGGCUGAAAUUGAACAGAAGAAACAAGAGAGGGAGCGAGUUGUGAAAGAUUGUUUCCCUCCCCUGAACCUGCCAGGUCUGUCAGUCCAGGAGCUCCAGGACCUUUGCAAAGAACUACAUCGUAAAAUUGAUGUUGUAGAUGAAGUUCGUUAUGAUACAGAAGUUAAGGUAGUCAAAAAUGAAACAGAGGUCCAGUCACUGAAGGAGAAGAUCUUUGGGCUGAAGGGGACGAAGAGGCCUAACUUGAAGAAGGUGAAGAAAACCACGGACGACAUGCUGGGUGCAUGCAGCGACCCCUCAAAACUCAUGAAGCCUGAUUUCAAGGCCAAACUCAAGACAGUGAAGAAGGAGGACGAAAAGAAGGAAGAAGUGACUGAUUGGCGUAAGAACGUGGAGGCCAUGUCUGGUAUGGACGGCAGGAAGAAGAUGUUUAACGCAGGACAAUAGACAGUGCUGUUAGUAAUACAUCGGCCCAAUCCCAACAUACACCCUAAGGCCUAAGCACUAAACCCUCACUGGCUUAAUUGGCAUCACCUGUGUGUGCGGCUGUAAUGCUUGAGUGUGUGAGUUCAUGAGGACUCAUAAUGGUAUAAAAAGGAUGAACAAGACACACCAUCGUGACAUGCUUGCAACAACUCAUCGCCAUUAGACAAAAAAGCCAAGUCUAUGGGCACCUCCGUUAGGAAAGUCUGCAGAGAUGCAGACUUAAAGAAAGAGUGUAUAAUGACGUUGAAAUAAAUGGUUUUUUCUUGAUUUAAUGUAAACAUGUAUGUACAAAAUACCACUUUAUGGUGUAAUCAUAAACAUUGUAUAGAAUAGCGUACCCUUUGCAUUGAAAUUGUGUUAAAGAAAAUGCAGAGUCGCUUUGUGAGUUUGUCAUUUGAAGUGAAGUAUUUGUAUUAUACAGAUGAAGGCGCUGCCACUGGUCUGUAAAACAUGUGAUGCUUAUUAAAAGACCAUAAAGACUUUAA
Gymnodraco acuticeps is the source of this 1154-nucleotide messenger RNA. It is a transcript of the gene tnni4b.1, whose product is annotated as troponin I4b, tandem duplicate 1. Bases 94 to 630 code for a protein of 178 amino acids. NCBI's taxonomy places the organism in Eukaryota, Metazoa, Chordata, Actinopteri, Perciformes, Bathydraconidae. Gene Ontology annotation, cellular component: troponin complex. The transcript has 8 exons. The record is from RefSeq and is a predicted model, not a curated record. Gene Ontology annotation, biological process: muscle contraction.